UAGUUUUAAAUAUUUUUGGUUCAUUUUGGGAAAAAAAAAUUCCAUAAAAAUGGUGCAAGAGUUUCACGUUGUUCGUUGCUGCUCAUGUGGUACAUGCCAGGUGCACAUAGUGCGUAAGGAUAAUAAAUUUGUCUGCAAGAUUUGCGGUGAGAAACAAUCUGUGAAGAAGGUAUACGGCAAAGGUUCGGCUAAAGACUGCAGAGUUCAUGUUCAAAAGCUGAACUCAUACAUUGCUCGGAAGGACUCCGCCGCAGACCUUGAAGCAGAAGCAAAAACUUUCGCGCAUCCUAAGGAUGAUUUGAUAGAAUGCAACACGAAUGGAACUUUGAAAAAUAACAGGGAUUUUUUUGAGCUGAAUGUGGAAUCCCCAGUAGUUGCUUUCAGAUCACAGCAAUUCGCAACUGGUCAUGAAGUGCUGGAACCAUUCGAUGGUCCUGCUUACAGCCAGCUUGAUGGUAUGGAUCUGAUGGCAUGUGGAUCGUCUUACGAUCUGCAGUGUACCAAUAUUGAUGAUAAUCAUCCUAGAUUCGAGCUACCCAGUGGGCAAGAGUGGACGAACGUUGAAUCUGGUCUGAGUUUCUCGCACGAGGCGGCAAUGAUUUAUAAUGAAUCACGAUCUGAAACUGCCUCACCUCUCCGUACCUUUCAUGCCGACAAGAUGGAAAACAGGAAAAGAUUUUCCAACGAUUGCAGUUUUGGGACAGAAGUGAGAGUAUCCACAAGCUCACAGAGUGAUGAACAAAAAUACGAGUGUAUUGCUGAACCUUUCCCUAAGAAAAAAAGGCUGGAACAAAACGAAACUUUUUACGUUUCAUCGUCAAAAGACAAAUUUUUGUCCAUGCCAGAGACUGGAAGUCAGCAAGAGCUGCUAAAUGUUGCGGCGAUAAAUGACUCAGCAACUCCACAACUCAAUGAGAAAUCGAAAAAACUGUUUUCGAAAUACUAUGACAAUGAAGACUUAGAUAUUGACUCAUUUUAAAUGAAAUAUUCAAAUAUAAAUGUAAUGAAUGAAUUUUUGUGACAAGUACAAACGAUUGAUAUUCUGUAAUCUCCAAACUGACAGUCAUGAUACUUCAUUCAUUACCAUGCUUUCAGCUUUAAUCCUCCAAUAUAAUUUCCUAGCGUAGAACUUUUAGACAGUCAGCCUUUAUUUGCUAUUUUCGACUUCCUUUUUGGCUACUGAUAUAGCCCUGAUAAACGAAAAAUUUUUUACUUUGACUUUGACAAUACGAUUUAAGGUCUUUGACGGUCCUGUUCAUCGGUUCAUAAUGAAUCACGAUACAACUUACACAAAGUAAAUAUAUUUUAACUUAUAAAAAUAUGAGAGA
This is a messenger RNA of Hyalella azteca, 1328 nucleotides long. RefSeq lists its product as uncharacterized. The record is from RefSeq and is a predicted model, not a curated record. Gene Ontology annotation, molecular function: chromatin binding. Gene Ontology annotation, cellular component: nucleus. The coding region runs from base 50 to 979 and encodes 309 amino acids. Gene Ontology annotation, biological process: mitotic G2 DNA damage checkpoint signaling. The transcript has 2 exons. NCBI's taxonomy places the organism in Eukaryota, Metazoa, Arthropoda, Malacostraca, Amphipoda, Hyalellidae.